Messenger RNA from Plasmopara halstedii, 438 nucleotides. RefSeq names its product retrovirus-related pol polyprotein from transposon tnt 1-94. Gene Ontology annotation, molecular function: nucleic acid binding. The record is from RefSeq and is a predicted model, not a curated record. NCBI's taxonomy places the organism in Eukaryota, Oomycota, Peronosporomycetes, Peronosporales, Peronosporaceae. Bases 1 to 438 code for a protein of 145 amino acids. Gene Ontology annotation, biological process: DNA integration. The transcript has a single exon.
AUGCAGACCGCGACAUUCAGUGGAAAACGCUAUUUUGUCACGUUCAUUGACGAGUACUCCCAUUUUUGUGCGGUGUACCUGCUGGAGACCAAGUCCGAAGUGUUUGACAAGUUCGCAAAUUACGUUGCGCUUGCUGAGACCCAUACUGGCAAGAGGGUCAAAUGCAUUCGAAGCGACAAUGGCGGUGAAUACACUUCUGCUGCAAUGACCAACUUUUGCGCAAAGCGCGGCAUUGUACAGAAGUUCACGCCACCGUACACACCUCAGUUGAAUGGUGUUGCUGAGCGAAUGAAUCGGACUUUGGUUGAAUCGGCUCGAUGCAUGAUGGAACAUGCCGGUUUGUCGAAGAUUUAUUGGGGUAAAGCUGUUGUGACUGCCGCAUUUCUUCGCAACAGAUGUCCAACUCGAGCAACAAUGCACGACAAGUCGCCAUAUUAA